This is a messenger RNA of Penicillium nucicola, 1869 nucleotides long. RefSeq lists its product as uncharacterized. The transcript has 3 exons. Gene Ontology annotation, biological process: chromatin remodeling. The record is from RefSeq and is a predicted model, not a curated record. The coding region runs from base 1 to 1869 and encodes 622 amino acids. NCBI's taxonomy places the organism in Eukaryota, Fungi, Ascomycota, Eurotiomycetes, Eurotiales, Aspergillaceae.
AUGGAUGACCCUGCCGCUCGCAUCCCGGGGCAGCUGCUCCCCCAUAUGCACCUGAUCUCGCGCAAUCGCUACCCUAGCAUGCAUAUGAUGCCCACAGAAACGGCCGUGGAGUAUCUGACGAGCGCACCUAGAAUAUGCCAGACCCAGCCCAUGCAUUGGACCUUCUUGGAGGCUCCUCCAGAUGGCACGGUCAUGCUCACUUGGCAACCACUGGCUCACUUGGGCAACAACUUUGCUAGUGAUGGUUAUGUCUGGGCUGAUGCGGAGCAGGCCUUCACCUUUGAAGCUCGUGGCUAUACUGUCGAAAUGUAUCUCCAACGCUGCGGUCUACACCCCCCGAAUGAACCGAUGGCCACCCAUUGCCGCAAGCGCUACCGCAUCACCUCCUGCAAAGUGCCAAAUGCUCCCCAGCCUGAUCCAUCGCUAUGGAUUGUUCACUACUCUCGCGCGGCGCCUCCAGACCAUAUCCCUGGAAACCGCGUCCCAGUCACACCUCAGAUUCAGGCCACAAUGGCUCAGCGACGCUUUCUCCAAAGCCAGGGUCAAUUGGCUCGCAAGGACUUUUUGCUCCAUGACCGGAAUAACUGGCCGACUAUCAACUUCCCACAGAUGGGCCCCCAGGCCUUCGCCCAGCCCGCGGCUCCUUAUCCAGGCCAUGCGCAGCAACGGCCUGGCUUCUACCCUCAGGGCCACCCAGGUGCAAUGCCUGCUGGAGCUCCUGUAGCCAAGGGGCCUCGUGGACACCGUGCUCCAUCUGCUGCUAUGGGCGCUGCAACAGCUGACUUUGCCAUUGAGGAUGAGGAUGUGUCUAGUGGUGACACUAUGGAUCUUUUGACACCCCGGGAAGUGAGCAAGAUGCGUUACCAGCAGCACCACGAGUGGAUGGAGGAGAUCUUUGCCUCGCCAUAUGCUAUCACACAGAUUACUCCCGUCUCGCUUGGCUUGGGCCGAAAGGGAGAAUUGGAGUCUCUGACAGCCGGAUUCUUCGAUGCUCCUGUUGGAACCACUGGCGGGGAAGGCCAAGAAGCGGGUGACGGCCAGCCUGCCACCAAGAUGGAGCCUGGCAAAGCCGAAGAAUUCGCCGAGCGUGUGUCCAAAAAGGUCGCCGAUGUGACCGCCGAGAUCGAAAAGAUGAAGAAGCAGCACGCGCGCCGCAUGCAGCGUUUCAAUCGUACUUCAUUACUCAAGGAUGCAGAAAUCCGCCUUCGGGAGUCUGCCGCUGACCCUGCUGAAAGGGGCCCGGAGAUUUGGCGAUUGGAGGGACGUGUUGUGAUCCCCACGGAAGACGAAACUCCCCAGCUUGACUAUGUUGAAGACAAGGCCAAGUUCAAGGUCGACGAUAUUGUCCGUGAAGUUGAGACUGCCUGGAAAAAGCAGAUUGUGUCUGAGCCCAAGGUUUCUUGCGUUGAAAAGGGUGGCUUGCUUGAAAAGAUUGAGCCGGAGCACAAAGACGAGCCUGACUCAUUUACCAAUGACAUGGUCAUGGACCACGAUGAUACUCAUCUUCUGAACCAAUUUGGCAGUCCCGGCGUUGGUGGCGCAGGCAUGUCUAGUGUUUCUGUCAACGGGCAACCGAUUCCCGCUGGUAUUUCAACUGAUAUUGACAUGGAUUUGGGUGGCCAACUCCACGGUGCCCCCAACGGCGAAUCUAACGACUGGGUGAUGGUCAAUGAGCAGAAGGAUCACGGUCCAGUGGGUGGGGAGUUUGACUUUACCAACAUAGACAGCGCGGGUGAUGCCCUGGCAGCUUAUAGCGAACAGAACGACGGGCUGGAUCUUCCUGAUCUAGACAACUCAGCGUUCGGCGAUGCAUUCCAUGCAUCGGAUAACGAACAUUCACACAACCCUGAUGCGGAUGACAUGUCAUAG